Molecule: messenger RNA, 2409 nt
Organism: Hansenula ciferrii
Lineage: Eukaryota; Fungi; Ascomycota; Saccharomycetes; Phaffomycetales; Wickerhamomycetaceae
Gene: PRD1
Product: metalloendopeptidase
Exons: 1
Coding region: 1-2409 (802 amino acids)
Biological process (GO): peptide metabolic process; proteolysis
Cellular component (GO): mitochondrial intermembrane space
Molecular function (GO): metalloendopeptidase activity
Source: RefSeq, a predicted model, not a curated record
AUGGUUCUAUGCUACUUUUCCAACCACUUCCUUACUAAAUUCAACCUUUUCGACGAACAAAUCAAAAGUUAUGAAAAACCAGAACCAUUCGCGAAAAUAAGGGAAAACUGCAUAAGUGUGAAAGACAUUAAAAAUGGUUUUUACACUUAUGCACCGAAUGGUGAUUUGAUCGGGGGAAUUGAAUUGAAUAGUGGCAUAUUUAUAUUGGUAUAUGGUAUCAAUUCUCAAAGGGAAAACUUGUUCAAGUUCAUGCUAUUGCCUCAAUUGAAGUACUCCACUGCUGCCAAAGUACUAGUCACUUCUGCAAUCGCAUACCAAGCCGUUCCUUUGAUCUCAAGACAAUUUAACAAGUUUCAAUUGUUCCCAUUUAUAACAAGAAAUAUGUCAACUCAAUCUCAAUUCAUCCCACCACAAGCUCCACCUUCAUGGAAUCAUUCAUCUGAAGAAAUCUUGAAAUUAACUGAAGAUUAUAUCAAGAGAAAUACUGAAUUGAAUGAUAAAAUUGCUAAAUUAGUUGAUAAUCCAACUGUGGAAAAUGCAUUCCAACCAAUUGCCACUUUUGAUAAUGAAAAUGAUGGAUUAAUUAAUGUUUUAACUUUUUAUCAACAUGUUAGUGCUAAUAAAGAAUUAAGAGAUGCUUCUACUCAAUCUGAACAAAAAUUUAGAGAUUUUGGUAUUGAACAAAGUUUAAGAGAAGAUUUAUAUAAAGUUUUCCAUAAAUUAUAUCAAGAAACUGCAAACUAUGAUUCAUUAACUGAAGAAACCAAGAAAUAUUUAAAAGAUAUUGAUAAUGAUUAUAGACGUAAUGGGUUAGCAUUAUCUGAAGAAAAAAGAAAUCAAAUUAAAGAAAUUCAAAAAAAAUUAUCCAAUUUAAGUUUAGAAUUUGGUAAAAAUCUUGGUGAACAACAAGAAUUUAUCUUGUUUACCAAAGAAGAACUAGAUGGUGUUCCACAAGAUGUCAUUGAUCAAUUUGAAAAAACUGAAGAUGAUAAAUUAAAAAUGACUUUUAAAUAUCCAGAUAUUUUCCCAGUUUUAAAAUAUGCUAAAAAUGAAGAAACUCGUAAAAAGGCAUUUAUUGGUGAUCAAAAUAAAGUUCCACAAAAUGAACCAUUAUUAAUUGAAACUGUUAAAUUAAGAUCUGAAUUAUCACAAUUAUUAGGUUAUGAAAAUUUUGCAGAAUAUGUUUUAGAGAAAAAAAUGGCUAAAAAUUCUAAAACUGUAUUAUCAUUUUUGGAUGAUUUGAAAAAGAAAUUAACUCCAUUAGCUUUAAAAGAACGUGAACAUUUAUUAGCUUUAAAAAAUGAACAUUUAAAAGAACAAGGUUUACCAGAAUCUAAAUCUUAUAAUGUUUGGGAUCAUAGAUUCUAUGAUACUUUAUUAUUAGAACGUGAAUAUAAAGUUGAUCAACAAAAAAUUUCAGAAUAUUUCCCAAUAAAAGAAACAAUUGAUAAAAUGUUGGGAAUUUUUUCAAAAUUAAUGAAUUUAAAAUUUAUUGAAUCUUCAAUUGAGGAAAAAUCUGUUUGGCAUGAAGAUGUUAAACAAUUUGCUGUUUGGAAUUUAGAUGAUUCUUCUAAUCCAAAAUUUGUUGGUUGGUUAUAUUUUGAUUUACAUCCAAGAGAUGGUAAAUAUGGUCAUGCUGCAAAUUUUGGUAUUUAUCCAGGUUAUAAUAAAACCGAUGGUUCAAGAGCAUAUCCAGUUACUGCAUUAGUUUGUAAUUUUUCUAAACCAACAAAGGAUAAACCAUCAUUAUUAAAACAUGAUGAAGUUACUACUUUUUUCCAUGAAUUAGGUCAUGGUAUUCAUGAUUUAGUUGGUAAUACUGAAUAUGGUAAAUAUCAUGGUCCUUCAGGUUGUUCAUGGGAUUUUGUUGAAGCUCCAUCUCAAAUGUUGGAAUAUUGGACUUGGUCCAAGGAUGAAUUACGUGAUUUAUCAUCACAUUAUAAAACUGGUGACAAGAUUGAUGAUGAAUUAAUUGAUUCUUUAAUUCGUUCAAAACAUGUUAAUGGUGGUUUAUUUAAUUUAAGACAAUUACAUUUUGGUUUAUUUGAUAUGACAUUACAUUCUAAAAAUGAAUCAAUUGAUAUUGCUAAAUUUUGGAAUGAAUCAAGAGAAUCAAUUGCAUUAGUUAGUAGUGGUGGUGAAAUUACUAAAGGUUUUAAUUCUUUCAAUCAUAUUAUGGGUGGUUAUCAAGCUGGUUAUUAUGGUUAUUUAUGGUCUCAAGUCUUUGCAGCAGAUAUUUAUUAUACUAAAUUUAAAUCUAAUCCAUUAGAUAAUAAAGUUGGUGUUCAAUAUAGAGAUAUUAUUUUAGCAAGAGGUGGUUCAAAAGAAGAAAAUUAUAAUUUGAGAGAAUUAUUAGGUAGAGAACCAAAUAAUGAAGCAUUUUCAAAAGAAUUAGGUUUAAGUGCUUAA